This is a messenger RNA of Brassica napus (rape), 933 nucleotides long. Its product is annotated as osmotin-like protein OSM34. The record is from RefSeq and is a predicted model, not a curated record. Gene Ontology annotation, biological process: defense response. Lineage: Eukaryota; Viridiplantae; Streptophyta; Magnoliopsida; Brassicales; Brassicaceae. The transcript is spliced from 2 exons. Gene Ontology annotation, cellular component: extracellular region. The coding region runs from base 16 to 813 and encodes 265 amino acids.
ACCUCUAUAAAAUCUAUGUUAAAUAUCAACAAAAAGAUCACACAUACACAGACCACAAGUAGUAAAACCAAUAUAAAAAUGACAAACAUCUUACUCUCUACAUUCAUAUUCUCCAUUCUUUUACUCAUCUCCACCGCGACCGCCGCAACAUUCGAGAUCAUUAACCAAUGCGGUUACACCGUAUGGGCUGCCGCAAGUCCUGGAGGGGGCAGGCGUCUAAACUCAGGCCAGUCGUGGGCACUAAAUGUUCCGGCUGGAACGUCUAUGGCACGGAUCUGGGGUCGGACCAACUGUAACUUUGACUCCUCGGGGCGUGGCCGAUGUGAAACAGGUGACUGUACUGGUGGACUUCAAUGUACCGGUUGGGGGCAGCCACCAAAUACGUUGGCUGAGUAUGCUUUGAACCAGUUCAACAACUUAGACUUCUACGACAUUUCACUUGUCGACGGAUUUAACAUUCCUAUGGAGUUUAGCGCAACCAGCUCAAAUUGCAAGCGGAUACUAUGCACCGCAGACAUAAACGGACAGUGUCCUAACGUGUUAAGAGCGCCUGGCGGUUGCAACAACCCGUGCACGGUUUUUAAGACGAACGAGUACUGUUGUACAAACGGGCAGGGAUCAUGUAGCCCCACAGGCUACUCAAAGUUCUUCAAAGAUAGAUGUCCCGACGCCUACAGCUAUCCACAAGAUGACCCGACCAGCACUUUUACUUGCAGUAACACUAACUACAGGGUCGUGUUUUGUCCAACGGCUAGGCUCGGUGCUACUGGGACGGACCAGCUCCCCAUCCAGAUGGUCACUGAGGAGAAUUAAUAAAAAGACGAGUCUCCAUUGUAUGUAUGUGUGCAUGAGUGUGUACGCGUGACUAUCACGCUUAAUGAAUAAUUAUGAAGGCAAUAAUAAUCACAUUCGAAAAAAUAAUUUGUGAGACCA